AUGACGUCCCCAGCUGCCCUAGGGCGCCUAGCCUCGACACAAGUACACAUUCAAAUGAUCCCUAGUCCUCGGAAAAUCGGCGAGACUCGACAAAUCCUAGCCGCGCUCCAAAAAUUCGGCGAAGUGACCACAUUCCGCAACCUCAAGUAUGAUCUCUCCAAUAAAUCAACAAAUAAGCACCGUCCAAUCGUCGCCAUUUUCGAGUCGCCCGACGCCGCGCAGCGCGCAAUUGCUUCCUCGCCAAUGACAGUAACCCUCGACUCUACAUCUACGUCGCAAUCCUCAGAUCCCAAGACCUCCUCACCGACAAAACAAUACAAAACGCACGACCCUAUAUUUGACGAUGUUGCCACCGGAACAAUAAAAUGCAUAAUUGAGCCAUCGCGCCACAAGCAUGAGAAUGCAAUUCGACGCAACCACUAUUUCUCGACCUUCUACCCGGACACGGAAGAUCCCAUAUACAAAGACAUGAACAGUCCGCAAACCGGUGUCCCGCUUAAGGCGUUAGGAGAUGUGUUGCUGAGUCGGAAGGGGAAAGUUGAUUCAUAUACGCCGUUGAAGGUUCACGGCACUAAAUCGGCGCUUGGGACAGGGAGUAUAAUGGACAUUUGGAGAGAGCGAGGGAUUGAGGAAGAGGGUGGACCGCCUAAGUCUGAUAAGGAGGGGGUCCAUAGGGUUUGA
This is a messenger RNA of Penicillium longicatenatum, 681 nucleotides long. RefSeq lists its product as uncharacterized. The transcript has 2 exons. The coding region runs from base 1 to 681 and encodes 226 amino acids. The record is from RefSeq and is a predicted model, not a curated record. NCBI's taxonomy places the organism in Eukaryota, Fungi, Ascomycota, Eurotiomycetes, Eurotiales, Aspergillaceae.